Molecule: messenger RNA, 650 nt
Organism: Terrapene triunguis (Three-toed box turtle)
Lineage: Eukaryota; Metazoa; Chordata; Testudines; Emydidae
Gene: LIPT2
Product: lipoyl(octanoyl) transferase 2
Exons: 3
Coding region: 1-522 (173 amino acids)
Biological process (GO): protein lipoylation
Cellular component (GO): mitochondrion
Molecular function (GO): lipoyl(octanoyl) transferase activity
Source: RefSeq, a predicted model, not a curated record
AUGUUCCUGGAGCGUGCUUGUGAAUGCUGGGAGCGGCGGCUGCGGGCGCUGGGCGCCGAGUUCCGGCGGGCGGCGCGCGGCGGGCUGCUCACCUUCCACGGCCCGGGCCAGCUGCUGGCCUACCCGGUGCUGGACCUGCGGCGCCUCGGCCUCUCGCUGCGCGCCUACGUGGGGGCGCUGGAGGCCGCGGCGCUGGGCCUCUGCCGCCGCCUGGGCCUGCCCGCCGCGCGCGCCCGGCCGCCGCCCUACACCGGCGUGUGGCUGCGGGGCCGCAAGCUCUGCGCCGUGGGUGUCCAUUGUGGAAGGCAUAUAACCUCUCAUGGGCUGGCGCUGAACUGCUGCACAGAUCUUACGUGGUUUGAUCACAUUGUUCCUUGUGGACUCGAAGGGACGGGUGUCACCUCCCUGAGCGAAGAACUCCAGAGACAUGUCACAGUUGAUGAAAUCACUGAGCCUUUUCUGGACGCUUUUGAAGAAGUGUUUCAGUGCACCCUAACUUCCCAUGAGGAAUCUAUCGGAUAAAGGGCUCCAGGUGCCUCACUUACCUGUGGAAAUGUGAAUAUUUCUUUGGUGCUUUCAUGGUGUUACUAGAAAUCCAGCUUGCUUGUUCCAUCUUCCUAUCAGCAAUUAAAUACGUGUAACAAACUGUA